AACAGUGGCAGCAUCGCAGUUCGGCAGCCAUGAUGAAUUUCUAGAAGUGUUUCGCACGCGAUUUUGUUGUUUUCCCUUAAUUUUUCCCGAAAAUGAGUAGCAAAAACGACAUCAACCGACGCGUGGCCGCUAUACAAGCGAAGAAGAAGCGUCACCGAAAUGGAAAAGGCGCUAAGGGAGGCGGUAAGAACAGAGGAAGCGACGAGAUCAACUCGACCAAAACCAGAGGCGAUGGAACGCACCGCAGCACCAGAGGCCGCGAGACGGUGAUGGAAGAGGAGGAGGAGUGCGAAGAAAUCUUAGGAUCUGACGACGACGAGCAGGAGGACCCCAAGGACUACAUCAAGGGCGGUUACCACCCAGUCAAAAUCGGCGAUCUCUUCCAUCAGCGCUACCAUGUAGUGCGGAAAUUGGGCUGGGGCCACUUCAGCACCGUGUGGUUGUGCUGGGACAUGCAGGCAAAGCGUUUUGUCGCGCUCAAAGUGGUCAAGAGCGCGUCACACUACACAGAGACGGCCCUCGACGAGAUCAAACUGCUCAAGUGCGUGCGCGAGGCUGAUCCUGAGGAUUCAAAGCGGGAGAAAACGGUGGCCCUGCUGGACGAUUUCAAAAUCACCGGAGUGAACGGGACACACGUGUGCAUGGUGUUUGAGGUGUUAGGCGUGAACUUGUUGAAACUGAUCAUUCGUAGCAAUUACCAAGGCAUUCCGUUGGCCAACGUGAGGACCAUCAUUCGGCAGGUGCUCCUCGGGCUUGAUUAUCUGCACACCAAGUGCAAGAUCAUCCACACGGAUAUCAAGCCGGAGAACAUCUUGCUGUGCGUCACAGAGAACUACGUCAAGAAAUUGGCCGCCGAGGCCACCCAGUGGAGCAAAAUGGGCGCCAAGCUGCCAGGCUCAGCCAUCAGCACGGCUCCCAAGGAGCUGCAGAACCCAGACCCGUCCAAGAUGACCAGAAACAAGAAGAAGAAGUUGAAGCGCAAGGCAAAGCGUCACGCACAACUGCUCGAGCAACAGAUGCAACAGCUAGAGGAAUUGGAGGUCAAGGGCGGUAACGUCUCAGACGACAAUAGUGACAUGGACGCACAGGAAACGAUCCAGGAAAACAACACUGUCUCCAGUCCGGACGAGUCAACCAUCGAGUCUCCAAAAGUCGAGUUCAAGUCGAUCGGCAAGACCAAGUUGGAGAACAGGAAGAGCUUUGCUGAAAUGCCACAUGCAGAGAUCAAGCCGGCGGGAACUGACGAACUGCUGGACAACGGAACUGCUGAUCAAGCUCUCAAUAACGAAGGAGGAAAUAAUAUCCCAGUCAUAAAUGAGGUUGACAAUGAGCAUCAAGACACACCCGAAGCGUCUAAUGACAUGUCAACCGAGGAGGAGCAGCGUGGCUCUGAGGAAAGCAUCACAAACACAGGCUCAACUGAGGACAACAGGAGGCCAGUUGCUGAAACAAAGCAGGCAGAUCCUGUUCGUCAAGUGUGUGACAUUGAAGUGAAAAUUGCUGACUUAGGAAACGCAUGCUGGGUGGACCACCACUUUACUGAAGACAUACAGACUAGACAGUAUCGCAGUUUGGAAGUUCUCUUAGGGGCAGGCUAUGGACCCCCUGCUGACCUCUGGAGCACAGCUUGCAUGGCUUUUGAGUUGGCAACUGGUGAUUUCCUGUUUGAGCCGCACUCAGGGGAGGACUACUCGCGGGACGAGGACCACCUGGCGCACAUUAUCGAGCUCCUGGGCGAAAUCCCAAAAGAUAUAGCCCUGUCGGGCAAGUACUCGCGCGACUUCUUCAACAAGAAGGGCGAACUGAAGCACAUAACCAAACUCAAGCCCUGGGGGUUGUACGAGGUUUUGACUGAAAAAUACGAAUGGGAGCAGAGCGCGGCACGAUCCUUCUCCGAUUUUCUCUUGCCCAUGCUGACCUUUGACCCAAACAAGAGAGCCACGGCAGCCGACUGUCUCAAGCAGCCGUGGAUGCAGCCAGAGUCCUCCUGAGAUGAGCUUUGCACACCUGUCCUUCUCAACCACAGACGCCACUCCGAAACAGCACUCCAGCUAUCCCUCUCCCCAAUACCCCCGAAUUCGUCGCCUUUGCUUUUGCAUGGGGCCAACAGGCAUGUGAGCAGUAUGAGCAGCUCACCCCCUUUACUGCCUCACGCCCGAAUGCAGGACACGGUCAAUUCUCGGCUGGCCGGCCACCUCUUCAUCUACGCAAAUAGCUCGGCGAAACUGCAAAACUCAAAUCUCACUCAGGUUGGAAGGACAUAGGUGUGCACAUCUUAGGAGGCGCCUUUCCUAGUAGAAAAAAGAAACACACAAUUGCAAGUAUUGCAAAUGACAAUUAAUUAAGAUAGCGUCCCCUAAUGUAAAGAAUUUACCGCUGCUGUCUUUGAGUUGGAGUCAAAUAUGGUCAGUGUUAUAUAUUGCCACUAAAAGACAUCUCUGUUUUAAUUUAAAUGCUGUUUUCUGAGCACCACUACUUAUUCUUUAAAAUCAGUUUCAUUAAAUUAGCGCGGCAGUUACUGGAAAAAAAAACAACAAAAUGCGAGACGUUAGACUUUAUAUUUUUGUUUAGUAGUUUGUUGAUUUGUGUGGAGUGCAAUGUUGAAUAUUGCCUGUCCAUAUCUGCUUUAGCCAAGAUCCACACAUGUGAAUGUACCCCCUGAAGGGGUCACGCUGAUCACAGGCCAGCUCUCUGCACUUUCAUUGCCUUUUCAGCUUGGCUCCAGGGUGAUAGAAAAAAUGACCAGAAGGUCCAAAGAGAGUGGCCAGAGAGAUCUUUGUCUCUUUUGAGAAGUCAAAUGUUUUAUUCGUUUAUUUAUUUCCUUGUUUAUUUCCAAGCAAUCUUCUGACUUGCUCUUUUGGGCCUGUCUGAGUCAAAUAGCACCCCAAGCUGCGUCAACUUAAACUAAAAGAGAUUUCGAAAGUGGUUAGAAAUUGAAAAAAGAAAAUGAACUCAAUCGUAAGGAAAUAUUUUGUGAUCUCUAUCCACUUGGGCUUGUAUGGGUGGUGCCAUUUUUGAGUCUGCACCGCCCUCAACGGCGUCGUAUCUGCAUCAAAUAAGUAAAAAUUUAAUGUUCCGCGUUAUAAUGGAACCAUCAUCAAUGUCGUAUGAAAAUGCAAAAUCAAUCGAUUCAGUACCAAUUAAAAAAAAAAAUAAUCAACGGUGUAAGGACAAUUUGAAGCUGUGACUUUUGUACUAGCAUGCCACAACAACUCAAUUUUUGUACAUCUGCGAAGAAAGGAAAAAAAUUGCAACAACUCCCGCCAGUGCUUUAUUGUUUUAUCGACAAAACGAAGCUCAAACAUUUUAUACAAACGCCUAGCAAUAAAAAAUAAAACUAAAUUAGAUCCCUUUUGACGCCAUAUAAGUUGACAGAAAAUCGAGCAGAAGCCGAGUGCAGAAGGUUUCUGAUGAAAAAAUGUCCUUACACUAUAUAAUAACUCGCAAGUGCAUACGCCAACACACCGAACAGAGAAUAAAAAUUGAAAUGUAGCCAGCAGCCCCGUUUCCCCGUGUCAGCUGUAAGAAUUUAAGUCUUUAAAAAGUGAUAAUAAGUAUUAUUGUUUGCAAGUGGGUAUUUAUAUAAUGGAGGAUUAACAAACACACACACACUGUUGUUAAUUAGCAACACCUCUGUAUCAACCAAUCAAUCCAGAUGUACGUACACCCUUGUAGUCAUGAACUCCGGCGAAGAACGUCCCGUCCGGCCACUGCAACGCGCACUUUACCGAGGUUGGACGGGCGCAGACACCGCGUCAUUUCGAAAAAGAGGAUGUGAGAG
This is a messenger RNA of Neocloeon triangulifer, 3781 nucleotides long. It is a transcript of the gene SRPK, whose product is annotated as SRSF protein kinase 3. The transcript has 7 exons. Gene Ontology annotation, biological process: regulation of mRNA processing; protein phosphorylation; spliceosomal complex assembly. Gene Ontology annotation, molecular function: ATP binding; protein kinase activity. NCBI's taxonomy places the organism in Eukaryota, Metazoa, Arthropoda, Insecta, Ephemeroptera, Baetidae. The record is from RefSeq and is a predicted model, not a curated record. Bases 93 to 1991 code for a protein of 632 amino acids.